Messenger RNA from Ectocarpus siliculosus, 868 nucleotides. Lineage: Eukaryota; Phaeophyceae; Ectocarpales; Ectocarpaceae. The record is from the annotation of a GenBank genome assembly.
AUGGCAACCGGAGAGGACCGCACAGUCUUGAGUGGUUUGGCGAUGAGGCUGUUCCAACUGAUGUCGGAGAAAGCGACCUCACGGCAGUGGACGGAAUGGAUUGAAGCCCCCCUGGAGCACGCUGUUGCUGAGGGCGACAAGGACCUUGCGUGGACCCUGCUGAAAGCCGCGGCGAACGGCGGUCCGGGCUGGAAGGGUUGCGACGACCGCACUCUACUCCACGCGGCUGCGGAGUCAGGAAACGCCGAGAACACGCAACGCUUCAUCAAUGCGCGAUCCAGCUUUGCUGGAGGGGACUCUUGAAGACGGAAUCCGGCCGCAGGCUCCAUCGCGAUGAUGUCAUCGUCGUCGUCGACGUCAUCUUCACUGUCCAGCUGUGAAAAGGGGGUGUUGAACAUCGCCGGGGUCACCACCUAUCACACUUGGUCCGAGAAAGGGAGGCAUAAGACAGGCGCUCUGAAUAAAUCCACACACACCCCCACGUGCAUGCAAAACGAGAGGCAAAGUCGAAACACAACACGGACCUAGACUCGAAAACUUGCCAUCAUCGUCUGCGCUUGAGUCGCUGUCGCAGCUUGAUUCUCCACCGCCCAGCCCCCCAUCGUUGUCGCCGACCUGAUCAUCGCGGUCGGGCAUCUCCUCGUCACCGCUCGUGUCCCCGACCAUGAAGUUGUACGCCCCCACUACGCCCUCCGGAGUGAUGCGGUCGUCCAACGAUCCGUAUGCCGUCAUCUCCGAUCCAGUCUUCUCAAAAAGGCGAUGGCGGUACCCAGGCCGAGCGUCCAUUCGCGCAACCGCCGUUGCAAUGAAUCGCGUGAAAAGAAUACGCCGUGCGCCAGCUGAAAGCUUGUUGGUCUCCGACAGGAGC